GCAAGCAGAGGUCUCUGCUCUCCAUCUUCCAGGGUUAACAACAAAGGAGGAACAAAUGGAUGGAAAAGACAACCUAUUAUGGCGACAUUCUGCUUUGGCCAGGCCUUCUCGGGUCAAGGUGAUGAGAGUGACGCUACCAUUACUGCAGCCCGAUGUGUUAAAUAAUCAUGCAAUGGAAUUCUCAGUAAAUGGAUCUACCGCUGGAGGAUGUGUGAGGAAGACAAUUAAACUCAAGGAGUUUUUUUGCAGUGGCAUAAGUAGAGGUCUGGAUCUACUAGUUGUGCAGUGUGGGCUCUACGGGGACGUGGUUUAUGGAUGCUGGGACUAUGAGCAUAAGCGACAAAAGGGACUACUUAGCAGACCUGGGAGGCAGCUUCACUGAGGAUGCUCCGAGACCACCAGUCCCAGGGGAAGAAGGUGAGCUGGUGUGCAGUGAUGGACGCCAAUACAACAACCUCGGCUUCUCCUCAAAGAACGAGAGCCUCAAAUGUGAGGCGUCUGUAGCUACACCCAGGCGACCUGACUUGGACUUGGGUUAUGAGCCGGAGGGAAGUGCUUCCCCUACACCGCCCUACUUAAAGUGGGCAGAAUCUCUUCACUCCCUCCUGGAUGAUCAAGAUGGCAUCCAUCUGUUUAGGACGUUCCUCAAGCAGGAGGGGUGUGCAGAUAUGUUGGACUUCUGGUUUGCGUGCAGUGGCUUCCGCAAACUGGAAGCUAAUGAGGGUAAUGAGGAGAAGAAGGUCAAACUGGCAAAAGCUAUCUAUAAGAAAUACAUCCUGGACAACAAUGGGAUUGUUUCCCGACAGAUUAAACCAGCUACCAAGUCCUUCAUCAAAGACUGUGUCGUGAAGCUUCACAUUGAUCCUGCAAUGUUUGACCAGGCUCAGACUGAGAUACAGACUAUGAUGGAGGAGAACACCUAUCCCUUAUUUCUUAAGUCUGACAUAUAUUUGGAAUAUACACGGACAGGAGGAGAGAGCCCUAAGCUGUACAGCGAUCAGAGCUCUGUUUCUGCGAAUGGAAAGGGGCUGUCCGGUUAUUUACCGACUUUAAAUGAGGAUGAGGAAUGGAGAUGUGACCAGGAGCCGGAGGAGCAGCCCGAGUGUGACCCCACACCGAGCAACCGGCUCACUCAGAAGCUGCUAAUGGAGACGGCACCGCAUCGUGUUGCCAACAGCGCAAGAUUCCAGGACAGUCGUGAGCACAGGCAUGCACCAUGUCGGGAGCCCAUCAACCCGUACUAUGUCAACACUGGUUAUGCUAUGGCUCCUGCCACCAGCGCCAAUGAUAGUGAGCAGCAGAGUAUGUCCAGCGACACAGACACGAUUUCCCUUACCGACAGCAGUGUAGAUGGGGUUCCACCCUACAGAUACCGCAAACAGCAUCGCCGGGAGAUACACGAAAGUGCCAAAGCAAAUGGGCGAGUGCCACUACCUCAUAUUCCACGCACAAACCGGAUUCCAAAGGACAUACAUGUGGAGCCGGAAAGGUUUGCUGCAGAGCUGAUCAGCAGACUGGAGGGCGUACUGAGGGAGAGGGAGGCUCAAGAGAAGCUAGAGGAGCGACUGAAGAGAGUGCGAUUGGAAGAGGAAGGUGAUGAAGUCAUGUCCACAGCCACAGCAUUAUCCAGUCACAGGUUCCCCCCUGGUGCUUAUUUGCAGAAUUACAACUCGCGCUAUGCUGACAACACCUACAGUGGUCUUAUUCUGAGAGAUGCUCAUGAGGAGAACCCUGAGAGCAUCCUGGACGACCACGUCCAGCGGGUCAUGAAGACUCCCGGGUGCCAGUCACCAGGCACAGGCCGUCACUCUCCCAAGUCACGCUCACCAGACGCUGUCCUAGGGGGCAAAGGGACAGGACUUGGAACGGCGCAUGUUAAACAUUCAUCCAGGCACGGUCUCAAGGGAGACCCCAGCCACCUGUACCACCACAAACAUGCGCACCACAUCCACCACGCAGGCGUCGGCAAGCCCAAAGAGCAGGCAGAAGCUGAGGCGGCCGUUCGUGUACACGGCAGCUUUCCAUGGAGCCCAGAGACAAGUCAUUAUGGAUCAAAGUCUCGCACCUACGCAGAUGGAAUGGGAUCCAACAACAUGGAGCAUACAGGGUAUAGUAGCAAAGGUGGCACACAGUUUAAAAGGGCGUUCAAGAAAGGUGAGGAAUUGCGGCCUCACGACAUGCCAGCGCCUGCAGAGGAGAUGGAGAAAAACCAGAAGAUCCUAUUGUGGCUGAUGGAAGGACAGAAAGAAAUGGUUCAACAUAAGAGGAGCCCAUAUGGGAGUACCACUGUGUCCAAGAGGACCACAGGUCAUGAGGCCCAACUGCGGAACAACGUGCAGCCGUCUCACCCUUUCAUCCAGGAUCCCACCAUGCCCCCAAAUCCAGCUCCCAGCCCCCUCAUCCAGCUGGAGGAGGUGCGCCGACGGCUUGAGGAGGAGAAGAUCAAGUCUGGAACUGUACAACUUAAGCAAAGGUAUGUGAUGGAGGUAAUCCAGAGGGGUCGCACUGCAGUCAGGCCUGCACUGUUCCCUCCGCUCAGCGUGGUGCCCGCCGUCUCUGACAUCGAGCUCUCCCAGCCCGAACACAAAGCCACUAAAAAGCAGCCAUGUGAAAACAUUACUGUGGCGUAUUACUUCUGUGAGGAGCUGAUACCGUACAGGACGUCUGUCAAAGGGAGGGUCGUCACUCUGCGCCAGUUCACAGAACUGCUAACAAAGAAAGGAAAUUACAGGUAUUAUUUCAAGAAGGUAAGCAACGAGUUUGACUGUGGGGUGGUGUUUGAAGAGGUACGUGAAGAUGACGCUAUCUUGCCCAUCUUUGAGGAGAAGAUUAUCGGGAAAGUCGAAAAAAUUGAUUGAAGGUCAUGUUGAAGAAGAAGGAGUCCAAAAGGGGCAUUGUGUGAUGGACCGAGGAGCGAUUGGAUGGUGAAGGGGAAGUGUUUUAGGAUUGAGACCGGUGGAGCGCAGAAGAAAGUGAUACGGUAGAAGUGGGUCUAAAGUUGAAGAGCAAAGCACUGUUCACAGAGGACCACUUGUGACUUUUGAGACUCGGUAGCACCACUGCAGUGACAUUGGACUAGAAGAAAAAAAAAAGACCUCAUUCACUUCUUUGAAGUGUAAGGUAGUAUUGUUAAGUUUACUAGAUACAUGCAGACAAAAGUGCUACUAAAGCUUCAUAUUUUUGAUAUGAUGUAUCAGAGGAUGUCCUUUCUAAAGUAACCACACUUGUCAUUUAUAUGUAUUGAUACCAGAUGUGUACAGUUUGUGUUAAAAUAUAACAAAAUUUUAUACAUAUUUAAGUAUUUAAAAUGCUCAUUUUCAAUCAAUUUCUGCCCCUGUUGAAGACGAUCAAAAUCCUUUUUUUUGUUUUUUUUCCAUUGUACUCUGGACUCUAAUGUUUGUGCUCUUCUUUGUGCGUUUUAUACAUCACUUACCAGUACUUUAUUUUGUGGCAUUCAGUCAGGCUGCACUUUCGUUGUAUUAUAUACCACUGACUAUGUCUCACUGUGGGCUGCAACAUGAAUUUCUGAGUGACCAGAUCAAUGGAAACCCUGUUCAGUGUGCUGCAAUCCAACACAACAGCCCAGUGUUUUAGAAAAGUACUUAAGAAGAUGGCCAUUGUUGACACUGCUGGAGAGAAUUUAUAGCCUUUUUUUAGGCUCAAACUUUGUGGUGGUGUUAUAAUAUUGAUAUAAGAAACAGGGCUAUUGUAGGGCUGUUUUAUUGGGUUGCAUUACUGCAUGUUGUACAGGGUGUUUUAUUUUUCUGGUAAUUUGGUGUAUACUGCAUGUAAAUGUAGCAGCUGGCUGUGUUUAUGUACAGUCUUCUGCUGCAUUGUUUUUACUCAACCCAGUUGAAGUUUUAAGAAGAUGCCUGACAAAAUAACACAGUAGAUUCAAAAAUACUGUAAAAAAAAAAA
Perca flavescens (yellow perch) is the source of this 3918-nucleotide messenger RNA. It is a transcript of the gene axin1, whose product is annotated as axin 1. The transcript has 12 exons. NCBI's taxonomy places the organism in Eukaryota, Metazoa, Chordata, Actinopteri, Perciformes, Percidae. The coding region runs from base 312 to 2858 and encodes 848 amino acids. Gene Ontology annotation, cellular component: plasma membrane; nucleus; beta-catenin destruction complex. Gene Ontology annotation, biological process: positive regulation of protein kinase activity; positive regulation of proteasomal ubiquitin-dependent protein catabolic process; negative regulation of canonical Wnt signaling pathway. Gene Ontology annotation, molecular function: ubiquitin protein ligase binding; identical protein binding; I-SMAD binding. The record is from RefSeq and is a predicted model, not a curated record.